UCGGGCAUAUAAUACCCCCCGAUCGGCGACAGACAGACACUCUGUCCUGUAUGGAGGAAGAAGAAACAUGUUAAUCCGCGCUGUUUUCGUGGUCGGGGUGUUUCUAGCUGCGGCGCUCUCCGUCCCUUUGAAGAGUAAAAAUGACGAAGAUUCAUUGAGGGAAGAAGUACGAGAACUGCUGGAUUAUCUCAAGGAGGACCAACCUGACGAUGAAUUAUCGAGAAUUGACCACCUGGAGAAAGGGAAACGAUUGUUCCGGAAAUACUUUGGAGAAGAAAAACGAAAUAAUAACGAUGGGAAAAAAGACAAAGCAGAGAAGGGCAAGAAAAAAGAGAAGCCAGGAAAGCACAGUGAUAUGAUUGAUGAAGAGGAUGUGGACCCAAAUGACGAGAAACUAAUGCAGUUAUUGGAGGGAAUGGCAGUAGAAAAGAACGGAAAGGUCUACCAGGCACAAGGCUUGCACCCCGAAUUGACAGCCAUUGCCAAAGGUAACAAGAUGGACAAACACCCCCUCACACCGGACCAGGCCAACAUCGAGGGGAUCCCCAGAGACCAGGUCGAAAGAAAAAAGAGAAGUUUUUGGAAAGCGGCGUGGAAAUGGCCAAAAGCCAUUGUACCGUUUACCAUCGACAACAAUACUAUAGUAAAACAAGGGAGUUAUGACGUCAUUAACAAAGCAGCCGAAAUUUUCAAUAAUCGCACUUGUUUAAAAUGGCUACCAUACACACCGGAACUAGCGGAGGAAGUAGGACAUAACCAUUAUGUGGAGUUCAGGAAUUCCGGCGGCUGCUGGUCGUACGUUGGUUAUAUAACCAGGAGUCCCCAGGUCAUCGGGAUGCACGAGUCUGGUUGUAUGAGUGUUGGGAUUUCAAUCCACGAGAUGUUACACGCCGCUGGCUUAAUGCACGAACAGUCUAGGAGUGAUCGAGACGAAUACAUACGUAUGAUCAAGGAAAACCUGAAAGAAAACAUCGACAACGGCAACAUGGCAAAGACAAGCACGUUCGAUUUCAACGCCUACGACUAUGAAAGCAUCAUGCAGUACAGUUUGUGGGCCUUUUCCAAGACCGGGGGACAAUCAAUGGAGUUCUUGGACAGAGAUCUCGAAUUUUUAGCAGGGACAGGCGCAGGGGAGGGGCUGGAUUUUUAUGACGUCAAAGAUAUUACAGUAAAUUACAAAUGCGCAGCACAUUGCACAGACCCUCCAGGGUGUGUCAACGGGGGCUUCGUCAACCAUGACUGUGUGUGUUACUGUCCCAGGGGAUACACAGGGGAAACAUGUGAAACAGUGAUCACUGACGAUGGUUGUGGGGGAAUGAUCGAAGUUCCUCUUGGUAAAGACGUCUUUGUGACGUCACCCGGAUAUCCAGUUUCUUAUCCACUCGGAAAAGUUUGCCGGUGGGGCGUGAAGGUCCCCGAGGGGUGGUACGUCCGAAUGACGGUUGAGGAGCUCCAUUUAGCGGACAACAAUUUGGACAGAUGUUAUCAUUGGUUGGAGAUUCAGUACAAUCUCCCUGGACAGACAGGAAUCAAACGUUGCGGGGAUAUGAUUGGUGACCAGUGGACAGGCUCCAAGGACAGUCCAAACUUCAUGACCUUGACCUUUAACAGUCAAUUUGUCCAGGACAGGGUCCCAGAGAAGGGCUUCAGAUUGCGGUUCAACGCCGUGGGGCGAGGCUGUAAGAACAACCCGUGUAAGUACGGAGACUGCCGCGAGAGCGAGCUCGACUGCCAGUUCACGUGCGCCUGCUACCCAGGGUUCACGGGAGAGCUCUGUGACCAGUUGUCGGAUGACACCAGCUUGGAGUGUUCAUUUGAGACUCGGCAAUGUUUUCUAGAGAAUACGUCUGAGGGAGACGAUUUUGACUGGGCACUGAAUUCAGGUUCUAGCAGCUCACAAGGGACCGGACCAGAGAGAGCUUAUAAAGGAAACAACUACAUCUUCACAGAGAUGUCCAGCCCUCGGGUCAAGGGUGACAAGGCGUGGCUGGUGUCGAGUCCGACAUUCCCAGCGGCGGAGAGAUGUCUGUCAUUCCGGUAUCACAUGUUUGGACACACGGUGGACACGCUGAACGUUCUUGUUUCCGGGAAGGACCUUGCACAGAGCGUGGCCUGGACACAGUCCGGUAACCAAGGCAGCGACUGGAAAUACGGUCAGGUCACCAUCCAGAAAAUGGAGGAACUGAAGAUCAUCUUUGAAGCUAUCAGAGGAGAUGAUUGGAACAGCGAUAUUGCUCUAGAUGACGUGAUACUAAGUGUUGGCACAUGCUUGGAAGUCAACGAAUUCACUGAGUGUCUGACGUCUAGUCGCGGUGGGGAGUAUAAAGGAAGAGCCAACGUGACACGAUCUGGAAGAGCGUGUCAACCGUGGGCCGAACAGUCGCCUCACUCCCACACCGCGUACGAGGCCCUGUUCAACGACUCCAACUACUGCAGAAAUCUGUACCCUAAUAGUAACUAUCACCCCUGGUGCUACACCAUGGACCCUAACAAACGAUGGGAGUAUUGUGAUAUCCCGGCAUGUGAAUACGAUGAAUGUACACGAUCGAGAAUCGGGUUCGAGUAUGCAGGCCGAGUGAGCAGAACCUCAUCAGGAAAGACUUGUCAGAGAUGGAAUUCCCAGACCCCGCACGAGCACAACUUCGGCCUGGUGGCGCACGAGAACUACUGCAGGAACCCCGGGGGACGGGAGCAGCGGCCGUGGUGCUUCACCACCGAUAACACCACGCGGUGGGAGUACUGCGACAUACCGGCAUGUAAUUACAAAGCGCGUGAGUGUGUACUAUUAUCACAAGGAUUUGAUUACUUUGGAACCGUCAACGAAACUGCUUCCGGUAGAACCUGCCAACGGUGGGAUACGAAAUCUCCGCACUCUCACAGCCUAAAACUGUACUCGGCCCAGGAGAACUACUGUAGGAACAUAGAUGGCGAGAGACGGCCCUGGUGUUACACUACAGACCCAAACAGACGCUGGGAGAUCUGCGAUGUUCCGGAUUGUGAUGCACAACCAUGCCAUUCGAAUCCCUGCUUAAAUGGUGGGACUUGCAAAAACGAAGGAGACACAUUUACCUGUACCUGUUUCCCAGGCUAUCAGGGCGACAGGUGUGAAAACGAAGACUCAACAACGAAAGAAAAUUGCCGGCGAUCGACGAUUGGUUGGGAAUAUGCCUCCAUUAUCUCUGUCACGGCCAGCAAUCGAACCUGUCAGCGCUGGAACGAAUCCACCCCUCACGGUCACCGCUUCACCUCUUCAAUGGCCGACCAGAAAAACUACUGUAGGAACCCGGACCGGGAGCCGAGGGGUCCUUGGUGCUACACCACGGAUCCGGCAAAGAGAUGGGAAUACUGUGAUAUUCCAAAGUGUGAAACCCCACCCAAUGAAUGUUUAACGUCCGUUCGAGGAGGAGACUAUUUUGGUCACACAAACAGAACUAUAAGUGGACGCACCUGUAUGCGCUGGAACUCACAAUCCCCUCAUGACCAUGGCUACGGGUAUAUCAGUGACCAAGAGAACUACUGUCGAAACCCGUAUGGGAGUGAGCCGAGAGGACCGUGGUGCUAUACCACAGAUCCGGACAGGCGAUGGGAAUAUUGCUCUAUUCCUCUGUGUGGUGGACAAGUAUAAAAAAGAGGUCCCUAUGUUGUUUUUCAUGGACAUAAUCUGACACUAAGAAGCCAGACAGGGAACAAUAGCAAUUGGAUCAAAUGCUAUAUUGUAUUGUUUUUCUUGGGAAAAUGUUGCAACUUUUUAAAAAUAAAUUUUCAUCACAAGCAUUCUCUAUAU
Messenger RNA from Magallana angulata, 3784 nucleotides. RefSeq lists its product as uncharacterized. The record is from RefSeq and is a predicted model, not a curated record. Gene Ontology annotation, molecular function: signaling receptor binding; calcium ion binding; metalloendopeptidase activity. NCBI's taxonomy places the organism in Eukaryota, Metazoa, Mollusca, Bivalvia, Ostreida, Ostreidae. The transcript has 27 exons. Gene Ontology annotation, cellular component: membrane. Bases 68 to 3625 code for a protein of 1185 amino acids. Gene Ontology annotation, biological process: proteolysis.